CUGUUAAGACGAAUCGCAGCAUCCGCUAAUUACAGUACCGAUAAUAUGAAGGUUAAGAUAACGGUAUUAUUAAUAUUGUGCAGUUGUCUAUUGUUAUUAACACAAAGAACAGAGGCGCAGGAUCCGUGGCCAAAUGAUGAGGCAUCGAUUCUUGAGAAGAAGAGUGCUGAGCUUCCAGUUUCAAAUAUUUCGGGGGAGCCAUUGAUUGAGGAAAACGCAACGGAGAUACCUCGAGGUGAAGAAAACAAUUGGAGUGAUAUUGAAUGCGCCAGUGAGAGGGCCAAUGAAGUCGUAACUUUUGUGCUAGAAACUACCGAAACUACAACGAGGUCAGUAACUGGCAACGUGGCGGAGCUUGUUGAGAAGAACGGCAAUGAUUCAAAAAAGAAAAUAUUUUCUAACUUAGAACAAGAACAGAAUAAGCUCGAAAGCAAUGUCGACGCUGUAAAAGUAGCUCUCUCUCAGGCGAGUAGCCGAGUCAGGGUUGAACCGCAGAAUUUAGAUAAUUCAGUAGUUUCGGUGCCCAAAGACUACCCAAGUGAAGUUAGAGAAGAGAGAAUGGAUGUCCAAGUAACUACAGACACGAAAAUGACAAUUGAGCAGGACGAAACGCACAACAGAAACGAAGAAGAAAACCGACAGUCUGAUGUGCUUGUAAAUGAAGCAGCUUUUCUGCGAAAGCAAGUUGAACGCGCUGAGAGCGAGCGUGAACUUCAGGUUUUUGAAAAGAUUAACGAAGAACUCACAGACGCAGUUGUUGGAAACAGUUUGACACUAGAAAAGGUUGCAAUUGAAAUUGAAGGCGAUGUUGUUGCACAGUCUAAAGACACCACAACUGACAUGGAUUUAUUGAACACUACAGUUUCACACUUAAAAAUUCCUGUGUCCGAAGCGGAUGCUCCCAGCAGAAGUGAAUUAGAAAUAACGCAGAUCGUUAAAUCUGUGGAACAGACGGAGCUCCCGCCCGCAAACAAAGAGAAACAGCCAAACUUUAUAUUGUUUGAAAAUGAGCUUUUAAGCACAAAGACUUUAGCAAUUGAAGGAGAAGAAGUAAAGGACGUGCCAGCGAAUGAGGAUACCACAAGUGCUGCAGAAGAAACUACCACCGAAGUGACGACUAUAAGCAACGACGAAUCUGUGACAGAGAUGCCAAAAAUUAUAGCGGAGAACCAGGAUAUUAUAACAGAAACCCCAGAAACAAACAGUGACGAAACAGUAACAGCGAGUGCCGAGCCCACAACCGCUUCGCUUUGCACCACACCAGGUAGGCAUGCCGUGGAAAAUGAUUGUCGCGCUUACAUUACGUGCACACACGCAGCCACAGGUGAACUACAGCGCACGCAGACGAGCUGCCCAACCAGCCAAGCUUACGAUCCCGAACUACAGCGUUGCUCACGCGAUCUCUCACCCUGCACGGACAACUUUCGCUGUGAACUAGAAGGCACAUACGCAGAUCCAAGUGAUAAUACCUCAUAUUACUGGUGCGUGGCAUCACGUCUAAGUACCGUCCAACACAUUUAUCACAUACAAUGCGGCAGUGGGCAAAUCUAUACGCCCGAAUUAGGUAAAUGCUUUGUGGAUAUGACAAAUUUGCAGAAUUUAUCAUUGAAUUAUGAAUUGUAUAUGAGUAAAUCACCCGAUGAAGAGUGUGUGCGCGAAGAGGUCAAAGUGCUGAGAGCCGAAGAGAAAGCUAAACUUAAGGCGGCUAAAUUGCGUGAGAAAAUACAAAAGAAAUAUGAGAAAGAGCUCUUGAAAAAAGCGGCUAAGGAGGCUAAAGAGCAGGCGAAGCUGCAAGGCAUAUCGCUGGACGUGGCUGAGCGGUCCAACUUCGUUUGCACGCAAGACGGAAGUUACGUGGCGGCGGCGGAAAGCGUUUACGAUUACUUCAUUUGCACGGGACAGAAGAAGGGUAAAUUUAAAGCAGUUGGCAUGAAAUGUACGGAAGGGCAACAUUUUUCUGCUACACAAAAUAUGUGCGUAGUUGAUUAAUUUAUAUAUGUAAAUGUGUUGUUAACAAAUAAAAAAAAAAAAAACGAAACAAAAUAAAAAUAAAUAAAUAUACCGUAAUCAAGCAGCUAAUCAAGGUUUAAUCUUGAGGCGUAAAGGAAAUAAUUUGGAAAUAUGCUCGCGAGCUCCAUUACUUCCUUUUCUUUCGCACAGCGCGUGC
Ceratitis capitata (Mediterranean fruit fly) is the source of this 2167-nucleotide messenger RNA. RefSeq lists its product as uncharacterized. The coding region runs from base 46 to 1989 and encodes 647 amino acids. The record is from RefSeq and is a predicted model, not a curated record. Lineage: Eukaryota; Metazoa; Arthropoda; Insecta; Diptera; Tephritidae. The transcript is spliced from 3 exons. Gene Ontology annotation, cellular component: extracellular region. Gene Ontology annotation, molecular function: chitin binding.